AACCCACAGCCUCUUCUCGAGAGAAGGAGUGGAGAAGAGGAGAGAGAGAGAGAGAGAGAGAGAGAGAGAGAGAGAGGAUGUCAGGCGAGCACACGCUUCUGUCGACGGAGAUCGUGAACAGGGGAAUCGAGGCCUCUGGUCCCGAUGCGGGAUCGCCGACCUUCUCAGUCAGGGUGCGGAGGAGGCUGCCGGACUUUCUGCAGUCGGUGAACCUCAAGUACGUGAAGCUGGGCUACCACUACCUCAUCAGCCAUGCGGUGUACUUGGCCACGAUACCGGUGCUGGUGGUGGUGUUCAGUGCCGAGGUGGGAAGUCUGAGCAGGGAGGAGCUGUGGAGGAAGAUGUGGGAGGAGACGAGCUACGAUCUCGCCACUGUACUUGCCUUCUUCAGCGUCCUCGCGUUCACCAUUGCCGUCUACUUCAUGUCUAAGCCCAGGCCCAUCUACCUCGUCGACUUCGCCUGCUACCGACCCUCCGAUGAUCUGAAGGCGUCCAACGCGGAGUUCAUAGAGAUGGCCAGGAAGUCCGGCAAAUUCGACGAGGAAAGCUUGUCAUUCCAAUCCCGGAUCUUGAAGUCCUCCGGCAUCGGCGACGAGACCUACGUGCCCAAGUCCGUAUUCUCCACGGGCAACUGCGCCACCAUGAAGGAAGGCCGCGCCGAGGCCUCCAUGGCCAUGUUCAGCGCCCUGGAUGAGCUCUUCGAGAAGUGCCGCGUCCGGCCCAAGGACGUCGGGGUCCUCGUCGUCAACUGCAGCCUCUUCAACCCCACGCCCUCCCUCUCCGCCAUGAUCGUGAACCACUACAAGAUGCGGGGCAACAUACUGAGCUACAACCUCGGCGGCAUGGGGUGCAGCGCCGGCAUCAUCGCGCUCGACCUCGCCCGCGACAUGCUGCAGGCCAACCCCAGCAGCUACGCCGUCGUGGUGAGCACCGAGGCGGUGUCCUUCACCUGGUACACCGGCCGCAACCGGUCGAUGCUCAUACCCAACUGCUUCUUCCGCAUGGGGUGCUCCGCCGUGCUGCUCUCGAACCGCAGGCGAGACUUCCGCCGGGCCAAAUACCGCCUCGAGCAUAUCGUGAGGACCCACAAGGGCGCCGACGACCGGAGCUUCAGGUGUGUGUAUCAGGAGGAGGACGACCAAAGAAUCAAGGGCCUCUCCAUCAGUCGUGACCUCAUGGAGGUAGGAGGGCACGCACUCAAGGCCAACAUCACCACCCUCGGUCCCCUCGUCCUCCCUUUCUCCGAGCAGCUCCUCUUCUUCGCCACCCUUCUCCACCGCCACCUCUUCUCCAAGCCCGCCGACUCCGCCAACGCCGCCGCCACCAAACCUUACAUUCCCGACUACAAGCUCGCAUUCGAGCACUUCUGCAUCCACGCCGCGAGCAAGGCGGUGCUGGACGCGCUCCAGAAUAACCUGGAGCUCGAGGACCGCCACAUGGAGGCGUCCCGCGCCGCCCUCCACCGCUUCGGCAACACCUCCAGCAGCAGCAUCUGGUACGAGCUCGCCUACCUGGAAGCCAAGGGCCGAGUGCGCGGCGGCGACCGGGUGUGGCAGAUCGCGUUCGGGUCGGGCUUCAAGUGCAACAGCGCGGUGUGGAAGGCGAUGCGGCGAGUGCGGAGGCCGAACCGCAACCCUUGGCUCGACUGCGUCGACCGAUAUCCGGUCGGCCGCUAGGGUUUUGGAACCCGGCCGCGUCGGAGGCCUUGGCGAAUGCAUGCCAUGUGUUUGCUUUUAUUUGCUGCGUUUAUGGUGAUUAAGACUCAGCUUGAAGCUAUCCUGCUGUUUCAAUUGAUGGUGUCGUUUACAGUUUGGAUGUGCCGAUCGUUCGCUCGAAAUCGUCUAUGUAUUGAUGAAGUUAGUGUAUACUGUUAACUAUAUUGCUUGCCAUAUAGUUAGUAUAUACUGUUGCUUA
Musa acuminata AAA Group (dessert banana) is the source of this 1914-nucleotide messenger RNA. Its product is annotated as 3-ketoacyl-CoA synthase 10-like. Lineage: Eukaryota; Viridiplantae; Streptophyta; Magnoliopsida; Zingiberales; Musaceae. Gene Ontology annotation, biological process: fatty acid biosynthetic process. The record is from RefSeq and is a predicted model, not a curated record. Bases 78 to 1676 code for a protein of 532 amino acids. The transcript has 3 exons. Gene Ontology annotation, cellular component: membrane. Gene Ontology annotation, molecular function: acyltransferase activity, transferring groups other than amino-acyl groups.